GGCAGAGACUCCAGCUAUGCUGUCCCGUUGGGAACUGACUCUCUGCCUGCUUGUUUCCUUGGGCUACCACUUCCGCUCUUUCUAUGAAGUUUACAAAGUCUCCAGGGAGCAUGAAGAGGAACUGGACCAGGAGUUUGAACUGGAGACGGAUACUCUAUUCGGAGGACUGAGGAAGGACCCGACUGAUUUCGAGUGGAACUUCUGGCUGGAGUGGGGGAAGCAGAGGCUGGUGUGGCUCCUCCUUGGCCAUAUGGCUGUGUCUCAGUUGGCCACACUGCUCACAAAGAAGCACAGACCCUGGGUUAUCAUGACCUAUGGAAUGUGGGCCUGCUGGCGUGUGCUGGGAGCUCCGGGCGUGGUCAUGGUCCUUCUCCACACCACCAUCGCCUUCUGCGUGGCUCAGUUACGAUCAAUGCUCCUCUCCUGGCUGUGUUCUCUGCUUCUACUCUCCACCCUGAGACUGCAAAGUGUGGAGGAAGUUAAGAGAAGGUGGUACAAGACAGAGAGCGAGUACUACCUGCUGCAGUUCACGCUCACAGUUCGCUGCCUGUACUAUACCAGCUUCAGCCUGGAGCUGUGCCGGCAGCCUCCGUCCGCCCAGCGUGCCUGCUUUUCCUUCCCGUGGCUGCUGACCUAUGUUUUCUAUUAUCCUGUCUUCCACAACGGGCCCAUCCUUAACUUCCCGGAGUUCUUCAGACAGAUGCAGCAGCCAGAGCUCAGCUCUCUGCAGCACAGCCUCUGCAUUCUAGCCAAGGGCCUGGGCCGCCUGCUGUGCUGGUGGUGGCUGGCUGAAUUGAUGGUACACCUCAUGUACAUGCAUGCCCUCUACAGCAGCAUCCCCCUCCUGGAGAGCGUUUCCUGCUGGACCUUAGGAGGACUGGCGCUGGCUCAGGUGCUCUUCUUCUAUGUGAAGUACUUGGUGCUCUUCGGUGCCCCGGCUCUGCUCAUGCGCCUGGACGGACUCACACCACCACCCCUUCCCCGCUGCGUGAGCACCAUGUUCAGCUUCACCGGGAUGUGGAGGUAUUUUGAUGUUGGACUACACAAUUUCUUAAUCAGGUAUGUGUAUAUCCCACUGGGUGGGUCCCAGCAUGGCCUGCUGGGGACACUGCUUUCUACCGCGAUGACAUUCGCGUUUGUGAGCUACUGGCAUGGCAGCUAUGAGGACCUCUGGUGCUGGGCAGCACUCAACUGGCUGGGAGUCACUGUGGAGAGUGGGGUCCGGAGGCUGCUACAGACACCCUGUGUCCGGGAGACUUUGGCCCGGCACCUCUCCCCACAAGCUCGCCGUCGACUACACGCUCUGCUCGCCUCCUGCUCUACCUCCAUGCUGAUCCUCUUCAACCUGGUGUUCCUCGGGGGAAUUCAAGUUGGAAAAACCUACUGGAACAGGAUCUUCCUACAAGGGUGGCCGUGGGUGACCCUGUCUGUCCUGGGAUUCCUGUACUGCUAUUCACACGUGGGCAUUGCCUGGGCUCAGACAUACACAGUUCUUUAACUGUGUGGCUGCUGGGCCAGGACAGCCUCCAAGGGACAUAGCAUUUCAUCCCGACCUCUCACUCUGAGACCAUCCCCAAAAGACCACCUUCCACUCCAGGACCAUCUCCAAGGGACCACCCUACACUGAGACCAUCCCUGAAGAACCACCUUCCAAUCUCCAAUCCCUAAGGGACCAUCUUAUACUCCAGGGCAAUCCCUGAGAAACCAAUUUCUACUCCCGGUGUAAUCUCUGAGGGACCACCUUUCACUCCAGGACAGUCCCUGAGGGACCGCCUUCCACUCAUCUUCUGCUGAAGAUACUUCAUUCCAAGACUGGCAGCUUGGUCUAUCACAGUACAUCUACAACCCCAAAAUCUUCUAGCUUUGGAGCCUCAAAGUGUUUUUUUUUUAAUACCCCCAUAAGCUUCCUGAUGCAGCCCAGAGCAGUCUCAGGUCUUCCCCACGAUACCUGUGACGUUUGUUUUAGAACCUCCCUUAGACAUGUUUGGUUUUUGUUUUUUUUUUCCUUCUCUACCAAAGAUUCAGUGUGGCAGACAUGUGUUUUGACAUGGAAGUCCUGGUUAGAGAUAGGCCUGCCGUCCCUGGGAUGCCUUUCUGGGAAAUUUCUGUGAUACUUUGACGACCCCUUUCUAUGUGUUGCACUGGAGGCUCUGGACUAACCUUCGCCUGAAUGGUCCUCAGACGGGGGAACAGCAAAACCGUAUUUCACGUUUCAAGUGACCUAGCUAGAGUGGGUGAUAUACAGCUGGGGCAUUCCAAAGAGUUCUGUAAUUUGAACUUUUUUGGAGUCCACGCAUGGCUGCUGAUUUCUGAGACCUUUUGUCAUGAAGAGACAUGGUCAUUUCUCUCACAGAUGUUCUGCACAGAAGUGGAGUUUAAAAGCCAGAGAAUAGGGUGUCCACAGGUGUACUGGGCAAGGCCUCAGGGGACAGUGGCAUCUCAGGGUCCUGUGUGUUUUACUUAGUGGGUUUUAUUGCCUUAGUCUCUCUCU
Messenger RNA from Rattus rattus (black rat), 2491 nucleotides. RefSeq names its product hedgehog acyltransferase (gene Hhat). The record is from RefSeq and is a predicted model, not a curated record. Gene Ontology annotation, biological process: protein palmitoylation. NCBI's taxonomy places the organism in Eukaryota, Metazoa, Chordata, Mammalia, Rodentia, Muridae. The coding region runs from base 17 to 1498 and encodes 493 amino acids. Gene Ontology annotation, molecular function: palmitoyltransferase activity. Gene Ontology annotation, cellular component: endoplasmic reticulum. The transcript is spliced from 11 exons.